CCAUGAGAUGUUCGAACGAUAAAAAGCCCUCCGACGAUACCUCUCGCGCCUUAGAGCGAAACAGACGGAUACUUCGGGCGUUGGUGGGAAAGAGAGACUUUCGGUGACGGAACGCAAAAGGUGCAGCUGGAACGAAUGAGCCCAAUCUCGGCCGCGGUGUUUACAUCGCGUGAAGUUAUCAGCGCGAGCGGUUAUCGACGGAACGGAGCGGCCGACAGUGGCCGCGAUAGCGGCCAUUUGCAUUCGCGGUAGACGGAUCCGCGGUCCUGAAUGGAAAGCUUGUUGUCGCGAUUGCGGAGCGCGUCUUAGCGUAUUCGGCGAGGCUGCCCUGCGUUUCUGUGAAGAUGGCGAAGGCGAGCGGUGACGUUUCGAGGACUGUAUGUGCGAAUACUGUCCAGCAGAAUGAGAGGAGGCUGCGUGAGGCGCGAAUUAGGAAUCAGGGAAAAGGCCGAGUCAGGCAGGACCUAAACAAAUUGUUUGGUAAAAUCAAUCAAGCCGUGGAAGCGAGCUCGCUAAAAUCUUCGAAGAGGUUGGGUCUGUCAUGCUACAGCAGGAGUGUUUCCAAUUGCUGGUAUGGACCGAUUCCGGAAUUUCCACCGGGAUCUUGGUGGGGCAUACGCAUGGAUUGCUCCAGGGACCGGAUACAUGAGCCAUUUGAUGCAGAUAUACAUGAGGGCCCAUUCGGUGUAAUCUCCAUCUGCACUUCACAUGCCAAUGUGAACGAGGAUGUGGAUUUCGGUGAUUAUUUGACGCUCACAGGUCAGGUGUAUCAUCCAGAACAAUCCAGUGUGGAUCCACUCAUUUGCAAUUAUAAAAAUCAAAUACCAUUGAGAUUGAUCAGAAGUUACAAUCUGCAAGAUGAUAUCGCGCCUAAUACAGGAUACAGGUACGAUGGGCUUUACACAGUCAUAAGUUCUUGGAUUGGCAUUGCUUCAGAUGGAACCAAGUACAACAAAUUCGCUCUAAUGCGUCUUGCUGAUCAGGGAUCGCCCAACUGGAGCAAUAAAGGCUUAGAAGAACUACCUUCCAUGCGACAUUAUAUCCCAUUGACAAAGUCAAAUCAUUCAAAUACCUAUGAUCUGAGAAAGUGCUCGAAUAAUGUCGGCAUUACCUAUGGUAAACGAAAACUCAGUCAUGGAGACAAUCUCGAGAGCCGAUCAAUCGCAAAAGUGAUGCCGUUGAAUGACACUAGCAAACAAUCUGCGCCCGAAAGUUCCAUCGUCACGCGUCAUGUCUUUAAGAAACUACCGAGUAAUGCGGAUAACGCGAUAUCAACUUCUGUACCUGAUCAAAAAAUGUUGCUGUGCCUUGGUGCGUCGACCACUAAAACCCAUAGUACAAACAUUUCGAUACGCAUGGGCCUGUACGAAUCAUCGCAUAAUUCGCAGGACGCGAAAAAGAAUGUUUCGACAAUGUUACACAAGCCGUCCAAACCGAUCGACAUCACCAUUCGUACAGCAUUGGACAUAGAAAGUAGUCGUUUGACACCUAAGGAGGAGAGUAAGCCUAACAAAAGAACAGAUGUAGACAAGGUGCGAUUUGAUCCUCGACCGAGUGAAAAUGUAUCUUGUAACGGCCAUAUUGUGGCCGAUUACGCGAGCAAAGUCGCUUCUCCGUUGGAUAAACGCAAAGAGAACUUGUUGGAAACGAUACAAUCGGAACAUUCGCAUUCCAUAUCUCUGUUACAAACUAGCCUCGAGAACGACGUUACGCUUGAACAUAAGGAACAACUUCUAAAUGCUCAGCAAAGCAACAUACAAGACUCAAGUAUUAAUAACGAACUGGUACAGAAAUUGAAUCCCAGUAAUAAAUCUCUAAGAGAUUCAGUGACGCACAAAAAAACCUGUGAACAUCACGAUAUUUUGGAAACACCAAGCGAAUCGCUCCGCGCGCAAGACAUAAAAUCCUUAGAUUCCUUAACUCCAGAUAAGAUUUUGAACUUGAUUAACAAAGAGAUGCAUCAUCCUUUGUCCAAAUUAUUGAUCGGGAAUGUGAUAGGACUGACGAUUGAAGAAUGCGCAAUAUGGAACGCAUCGAAAACGGAAACGGCUCCAAAUUCUAAGAGCAAGAAGAAUGUGUCAGCAAGGACAAGUCUUAGGAGGAAACGAAAAGGAACGGACAAUAUAAAGGAGAAUGUCGCUUGUUUAGACAAUAGAAGAUAUUGUAAAUAUGCCAAGUCCGAGAGGUUGUUUUGGAAAGUGCCGAAGCAAGCGGAUGGAGGAAAGUUCGACAAGGUGCUACCUAGCGUGGAUCAGUCUUGUAACGAUGAGAAUCAAAAGCGUAAUAGUAAUGUUAGAAGAAGCGAUCGAAAUAACAUGUCCAAGGAGAACAACGAGUACUUAUCGUCGUUUCGUGUGCAGACUUCGCUUCAGACUAUCGCGCAACAUACUCGCAACUCGUACGACAUAAAGACUCGUUUAAGAACUGACAAGACCGCGAUAUUAGCGAAACCGGAGUUUCCUAAAUCGUCGAUCAAGAAGAGCAAAUACAAGAAACGAGAUAGGGAAAUUGCCAAUUUAUCGAUAGACGCAAAUUUCGGUCCUGCGACACGUGGGCCUAGGAACAGGAGAUUACGAUGCAAAAACAAUGCAUACACGAGAUGUUGUGGUACCUUCAAUACUGUAAUAUAUUCGCCCAACAAACGGUGCAAAUCUACUUUCGAACGAAAAAAUAAAUUGACUAAAAUCAGUCGUCAACGUGCCGGAGAGAAACAAACUAAGGACAGGUAUAGAAUGUCUAACACCAUGCAUACAAACAGCAAGGAUAUCAAUUUAAUCGCGAAACAGAAAAAUCUCAAGGAUAAUUCUGGUAAUAAUAACAACAACAACAACAACAACAACAAUGAAAAUCGCAACAAUUAUAAUGAUAAUAGCGUCAACAACAGGAAGAAAGAGAAUGAGACUGCAACGACUGGUGAUCGUGAUGUCAUCAAAGCUUCCUUCGACAAGAAUCUUCGAAAGAAACUGACAAUUCCUUUAUCUCAAACGCCACGUUUACAUUGCUUUCGUAAGAAACAGAUCGAGAAACCCAGUACGAUGGACGCGACGACGCAAUGUAGAUUAAUCUCGGAGAAUCCGGAAGUUUACGUAAUCGGACAGUUGAACGAUCAAAAGGCUAUCUUGAAGAUGGAAUGGGACAAAUUGGAGAAGCUGCAAUCGAUGGACGUACCCGACGGCCGAUGGUCUCAGGUUUAUCAAGCGUCGCAAUAUUGCGCCAUUUCUGCGCUCGCGGAGGAUAACGCGAGUCGCAAGAGCGACGAGGAGUAUGUGGAUUCUCCACAGGAUAAAACGUCGGCCUUCGUACCGGUGAACGCGUUCGACAACGAUCUGCGAAUCGCGCGGCUCAGAUCGAUCGGCUUCAAACCCAUAAUUACGCCGCGAUCUCCCAGUCUCGUCACACGCGACUUGGAAAUCAUUCAAAACGCGCUUGUUCAAACCACGAGCAAAGUAACGAAGCGUGACGUCGCCGAGGGAUAUUAUAAGUACGCGAAUAAUGAGGAUAACAACGCAGUCGUUUACAUGGACGACGAGUUGCAAUAUCAAGAUAUCGAGGAGGAGGAUGACGAUGAGAAACAAUUAGCUACGAAUCCGACGAUCAAGUCGACAUUGAGAGGACAAUCGAAACGCGAUAACGUACUUGCGGAAACGUUACCCUCGCGCGAGUUAGAAUCUCCUUGGCACGGUUGGAAAAAGAUCGUCAAAAAUAAUGAAUCAUAUUGGAUCGGCUGGUAGUCGAUAAUGAAUAGAUAAAUAGUACCACGGACGUUGCUAAAUUUACAAAUAGGGAUGCUUCUUCGCUACUGCGAUCAGAAAAAUGAACCAUUUUAUCCAAACGUGUACAAUAUUAUAUCUUUAUUUUUUUGCCAAAAAGUAAAGGCUGUUAAUAACAUUCUAAAUUAUUUUUCUAACAGUAAUAAUACGGUAUUCGAGUUGAUUAACAUAUUUUUAAUAAAGCAUCGACAGAUUAUCGUAUAAUUAGUUUCUUAUAUAUAUAUAUAUACAUAUAAAUUAUUCAAUAUCUAUAUAUAUAUAUGUAUAUUUGCUAUAUGUGAGGUAUUAUUAACAGAUGUUUUAAUUGUAAAUAAAUAACGUUCUAUUCAUGUAA
Pogonomyrmex barbatus (red harvester ant) is the source of this 4104-nucleotide messenger RNA. RefSeq lists its product as uncharacterized. NCBI's taxonomy places the organism in Eukaryota, Metazoa, Arthropoda, Insecta, Hymenoptera, Formicidae. The record is from RefSeq and is a predicted model, not a curated record. Gene Ontology annotation, biological process: protein ubiquitination; negative regulation of gene expression via chromosomal CpG island methylation. Gene Ontology annotation, molecular function: ubiquitin protein ligase activity.